Molecule: messenger RNA, 1494 nt
Organism: Musa acuminata subsp. malaccensis (wild Malaysian banana)
Lineage: Eukaryota; Viridiplantae; Streptophyta; Magnoliopsida; Zingiberales; Musaceae
Source: RefSeq, a predicted model, not a curated record
AUGAGGAACGGUGUGAUCGAGCUGCAGGUGGCCGAGCUGCAAGACGAACUGGAGAAGGAACAGAAGCUCAACCAGAUCCUGCAGUGUGCGCUUCAUGGCCCGUACGUUUGCCAUUCGUGCGUCUCCUCGUUGGUUCCUCUUCAGGUACAGGUCCUUCUUGCGGAACUAGCGAUGGUGGAAGAGGAAAUCAUCACCCUGGAGAGAAAGAUCGAGGACUUGAAGAUGUGCAUUUAUCAGGAGAGGAAGCAGAAGAAGGAGAGGAGCUUUCGGCCGGCGCAGCAGCAUCAAUGGUGGCAGCGACAACAGAGGCACUUUCUAUGUGGUUUUGGAGGCCGAAGAGAUAUCGAAAAGCUCCAACAGCUACCAGGAUUGCAACACGAAGACACAACAGAUGAUGAAACUGAGAGAUCAAGGAGAUGCGGUGAGCCAAACCGGGAGUCGAGCCAUCACACUAGGCAAUGGUGCGGAGACGAAGAGGCCUUUCCUGACACACCAAACCAAGUCUCGGAGGAACUACUCAGGGCUCUGCUCAGCAUCUUUCACACGCUGAGCCAGAGAUCAGGUCAACUCGACUGUGAACCGCAGAACUCUGCGAAGCUUCACAUCUCCUGCAUGAGGUCAAACAGCUUGGUAGGCAGGUCCUCACACUGCCAGACGUCGACCUCUUCCUCAAAGGGCACAUCACCUGAGGCUGAUGGCACAGGGAGGGACAUGGGAUCGAAUCAGAAGCUUGUCAACGUCACGCAAGCUUCCUUGGACAUGAGUCGUCUCUCCCUGUGCAUUCCAACCAUUGGAAAACUGAGGGCAGUGAUACACAAACUCUCUGCUAUUAAUCCAAGUUUUUUGACUUACAAGCAGAAGCUUGCAUUCUGGAUCAACAUCUACAACGCUUGCAUAAUGCAUGCAUUUCUACAGCAUGGUCUUCCGCCCUCACCCGAAAAGCUGCUUGCACUGUUAAACAAGGCGACGAUAAAUGUCGGAGGUGUUGUUCUCAAUGCUCUGGCUAUUGAGCACUUCCUCCUGAGGCAUUCUUUUGAGAGUGAAUCUGAAGCCAUGAAUGAGAAGGAAGGACUUCUAAGGCAUGCCUAUGGCCUUGGGUACCCUGAACCCAAUGUGACGUUUGCUCUCUGUAGAGGCAGCUGGUCUUCACCUGCAUUGAGAGUCUACACAGCAGAGGAUGUGGUGAAUGAACUGGAAAGAGCUAAGAUCGAGUACCUGGAGACCUCGGUGAGCAUCACUAGCAAGAAGAAGAUCAUUGUGCCCAAACUUCUGCACUGGCACAUGAGGGACUUUGCAGAUGGCAUGGACUCACUUCUGGAGUGGAUCUACAGCCAGCUCCCCAGGUCUGGAUCUCUGAAGAGGUUGCUCAAGGAAUGUCUGAGCAGAGAUCCAAGGAUUCCUUUGGCUAAAAUGGUGGUAGUACAGCCAUACAGAGCUGAGUUCAGAUACUUGUUGCCAUCUCAAGAGGCUGCUCACUUCAUGCAAUUCUUUUGA